CAAAUAUGCCACAAAUAGUGGUGACGCCUUGGAGGCAUCAUUCGGAACUUGUCAAAGUUCGCGCACAAUUUUAUCCUCCUCCGCAUGCCCAGGAAGACGAGCGACGAAAUGCAGUCAACCUGGUCGGAGCCUGGAAACUUAGAGGAAACCUCCCUCAUACCGUAGAAUCCACUGCCCUCCUAACCGAUGCAAUGCUUAACGAUGAAGGAACCAGCUCGUCAAGCUAUUCGAUCCGAGCAACAUAUGCGACUGCUUUUUGCAGAUUCGUCACUGGGCUGAUGGAUUCCAACCAAACCAAGGGACGAAAGCAAUCGAUGUACGAGCUUGCCAAACAAGUCGGUCUGCCCGCAUCGUUUGUCGAACUCCGUCAUCAAGCUACACACGAAGAAAUACCACCGCUCCUUGUCCUUAGACAGGCCGCAUCCCGUUCGCUACAAUGGCUUUGGCGGUACUAUUGGUGCUCAAUUGAUGUGCGAAGCGAUAUACUAGAGGGAGAAGACGAUGUAGCUGAGGAGGGAUUGAUACCGAUCAAGGACAAAUUCCGAGAACUAUUGCGACCCCACGUCAAAGCUCAAGUCGAACAAGCAAAACUAGGGAAAUUUUCAUACCGAUCAAACGAGCUUUCAAACAAAACUUAUGCAGAUAUCUGUGACCGUUGUCUCAGCAUUUGUAAAAAGAAACAAGAGGACUUCCGCGUGCUCGCUGGGGUUUUACUGGAGACUAAGUUCCUUGUCCCUUCAAACAGAAGCCUUGGUUCUGGUAUGGAGGCUGCAUUUGCGAUGUGGGAUGACUUUCUCAAAUACCUUACUGGACGCGAGCGAGAUUUUCUUUCGGCAGUCUUAGAGGAGAUGGCGGCCAUGCUCGUACAGCCAUCGCGCCUCGAUAUCAAAAUUGAUGCGUAUCGUGAAGCCGUCUACCUUUGGCUCAUUCACCUUCUCGAAUCCGACACGUGGAAAGCAAGAAGACGAAGAUGCUUUUCAAGCGUGAGAAGCGUAAUAGCGACGUGCAUCAUGAGUCCGAACCAUUGGACUCGCCGAGUCUCAACACGUCUUGUUGAGUCUGGAAGCCAAGAACUCAAAGACGAAUUUGGAGAGCUGGUGGAGUUGCAAACUAUAGAGAUGGGAGAGAUCGAAGGGGGUUCCAAGUCGAAUGAAGAGGAGAAGGCUGCGGCGUACAGCAAUAACUACGCACGGCUUCUGGAAAAGGAGACUACGGAUGAAGACCGCGUUGGGAAUGAGGAUCGGCGACUGAAACGUCAGAAGACGCAGCCAUCCUUGCAGAACGGGUGGUCAAAAUGGGAUGGCCCAUGGCUGCCAAAGCCUAUCGGCGUCGUGUAAAAGGCUUGUUUUUGGGAACGGCGUUUCGGGAUAAAGGGAAAAACUCACAGGUAGGCCGUAUUUGGAUGACAUUCAUAGAUUAUUUAUACCUCCAUCGCAGAAAAGUGCGAAGAAUUUUUUGUAAAAGAUAGCUUAAAAUUUAUACCUGUAAUGGCGAC
Xylona heveae TC161 is the source of this 1495-nucleotide messenger RNA. Its product is annotated as Las1-domain-containing protein. The record is from RefSeq and is a predicted model, not a curated record. Gene Ontology annotation, molecular function: endonuclease activity. Gene Ontology annotation, cellular component: preribosome, large subunit precursor; Las1 complex. Gene Ontology annotation, biological process: maturation of 5.8S rRNA; maturation of LSU-rRNA. Bases 6 to 1337 code for a protein of 443 amino acids. Lineage: Eukaryota; Fungi; Ascomycota; Xylonomycetes; Xylonales; Xylonaceae. The transcript is spliced from 4 exons.